This is a messenger RNA of Hermetia illucens (black soldier fly), 636 nucleotides long. RefSeq lists its product as uncharacterized. The coding region runs from base 1 to 636 and encodes 211 amino acids. The record is from RefSeq and is a predicted model, not a curated record. NCBI's taxonomy places the organism in Eukaryota, Metazoa, Arthropoda, Insecta, Diptera, Stratiomyidae. The transcript has a single exon.
AUGAAAGUUUUUGUUUUCCUAACUCUCUUGGCUUGUGGUGCCUUCGCCCAACAAGGACCUCAAUGUAAGGCUCCAAAUGGAGGAGGACUUCAACCGGUGUUGGAGGAGUUCGUUGCCUUGAUUCCAACUGACAAAGUUUUGGAACUCGUGUUGACUGCCAUGACCUCCGAUCCAGAAACACAAGCCGUCAUGGAAUUCUUGUCAUCAUCUGAGUUCUAUCAAGUUGUCGAUUUGGUUCAGAGUCAACCAGCUUUCAAAUCACUUUUGGAAUUCGCCUGCAGUGAUUUAUAUCUCGAUGCUGCCUACUACUUCAAUAUCUUGGCCGGUAUCUUUGGAUUCCCAGAAGUUCACAAUCAAACUCGUGCCGCCGCUCGUACCGCUGGAUUCCGUGGUCUCUUACUGGACAUCCUUGAGCUUAUUCCAGUUGAUGAACUUAAGGCUCUUUUGGACCAGAAGUUGAAAAGCGAUUACUACCUCCAAGUGGCUUUCCAGAAAAUCAACUCAGAUGAAUUCGGUAGUAUAAUUGAAGCUCUUCAGGGAGAUGCUGCUUAUAACAACAUGAAGAAUCGCCUCCGUGGAUUGGGUGUUGACGUUGACCUGAUCAUUGAUACUAUCAGCAAAAUAUUUAAACCCUAA